Molecule: messenger RNA, 4234 nt
Organism: Syngnathoides biaculeatus (alligator pipefish)
Lineage: Eukaryota; Metazoa; Chordata; Actinopteri; Syngnathiformes; Syngnathidae
Product: endoplasmin
Exons: 28
Coding region: 129-3824 (1231 amino acids)
Biological process (GO): regulation of protein phosphorylation; protein folding
Cellular component (GO): cAMP-dependent protein kinase complex
Molecular function (GO): cAMP-dependent protein kinase regulator activity; ATP hydrolysis activity; ATP binding
Source: RefSeq, a predicted model, not a curated record
CUUUCCGAACGCGCUUCAUUGUCAAGCCUGCGCGGUGCCGAGCGAGUCUUGCGUGUGUUGUUUCGCUUUUUUUUUUUUUUUACGUCCGUCCUGCAGCGGAACUUUUCCAAUUAAGCUUUCCAGUCACAAUGAAGCGGGCGUGGGCUUUAGGACUGCUCAUCGGGCUGUUGGCCUUCGCUGCUGUGAAGGCCGACGACGAAGUGGACGUGGACGGCACCGUGGACGAGGAUCUGGGCAAAAGCCGGGACGGGUCCAAGACCGACGACGAAGUCGUUCAGAGGGAGGAGGAAGCCAUCCAGCUGGAUGGACUCAACGCAGCCCAAAUCAAGGAACUGCGGGAAAAGUCCGAGAAGCACGUCUUUCAGGCCGAGGUCAACCGCAUGAUGAAGCUGAUCAUCAAUUCCCUGUACAAGAACAAGGAAAUCUUCCUCAGGGAGCUGAUCUCCAACGCGUCGGACGCCCUGGAUAAGAUCCGCUUGUUGUCGCUCACCGACGACUCCGCGCUGGCCUCCAACGAGGAGCUGACCAUCAAAAUCAAAUCGGACAAGGAGAAGAACAUGCUCCACAUCACGGACACGGGCAUCGGCAUGACCAAGGAGGAGCUGGUGAAGAACCUGGGCACCAUCGCCAAGUCGGGCACCAGCGAGUUCCUCAACAAGAUGACGGAGAUGCAGUCGGAAGACCAGUCCACCUCGGAGCUGAUCGGCCAGUUCGGCGUCGGCUUCUACUCGGCCUUCCUGGUGGCCGACAAGGUCGUCGUCACCUCCAAGCACAACAACGGCACGCAGCACAUCUGGGAGUCGGACUCCAACCGCUUCUCCGUCAUCGAGGACCCCCGCGGGGACACGCUGGGCCGCGGGACCACCAUCACGCUGGUGAUGAAAGAGGAGGCGUCGGACUACUUGGAGCUGGAGACCAUCAAGAACCUCGUCAGGAAGUACUCGCAGUUCAUCAACUUCCCCAUUUACGUUUGGGCCAGCAAGACCGAGACCGUGGAGGAGCCCGUCGACGAAGACGCCGAGCCGACCGAGGAGCCGGACAAAGAAACCUCAGAGGACGAGGCUGAGGUGGAAGAAGAAGAGGAGGAAGAGGACAAGGAUAAGCCCAAAACCAAAAAGGUCGAGAAGACCGUGUGGGACUGGGAGCUGAUGAACGACAUCAAGCCCAUCUGGCAGAGGCCGGCCAAGGAGGUUGAGGCCGACGAGUACAACGCUUUCUACAAGACCUUCUCCAAGGACAGCGACGACCCUCUGGCUCACAUCCACUUCACGGCGGAGGGCGAGGUCACCUUCAAGUCCAUCCUGUUCGUUCCCACCGCCGCCCCCCGCGGCCUCUUCGACGAGUACGGAUCCAAGAAGAACGACUACAUCAAGCUUUUCGUCAGGAGGGUUUUCAUCACUGACGACUUCAACGACAUGAUGCCCAAAUAUCUCAACUUUGUCAAGGGUGUGGUUGAUUCUGAUGACCUGCCUCUGAACGUGUCCCGAGAGACUCUCCAGCAGCACAAACUGCUUAAGGUGAUCCGCAAGAAGCUGGUGCGCAAAACUCUGGACAUGAUCAAGAAGAUCGCCGAGGAGGAGUACAACGACAAGUUCUGGAAGGAGUUCGGCACCAACAUCAAGCUGGGCGUCAUCGAGGACCACUCCAACCGCACCCGUCUGGCCAAGCUGCUGCGUUUCAACACGUCCAACAGCGACACGGUGCUGGCCAGCCUGGAGCAGUACGUGGAGCGCAUGAAGGAAAAGCAGGACAAGAUCUACUUCAUGGCCGGCACCAACAGGAAGGAGGCCGAGGCGUCUCCCUUCGUGGAGCGGCUGCUGAAGAAGGGCUACGAGGUCAUCUACCUGACGGAGCCCGUGGACGAGUACUGCAUCCAGGCGCUGCCCGAGUUCGACGGCAAGCGCUUCCAGAACGUGGCCAAGGAGGGCGUCAAGUUCGACGAGAGCGACAAAGCCAAAGAGAAGCGCGAGGAGCAGGAGAAGGAGUACGAACCGCUCACCACCUGGCUCAAGGACAAGGCGCUCAAGGACAAGAUCGAGAAGGCGGUCCUGUCCCAGAGGUUGACCAACUCACCCUGCGCGCUGGUGGCCAGCCAGUACGGCUGGUCGGGGAACAUGGAGAGGAUCAUGAAGGCGCAGGCGUACCAGACGGGAAAAGACAUUUCCACAAAUUACUACGCCAGCCAGAAGAAAACGUUGGAAAUCAACCCCAAGCAUCCCCUCAUCAAGCAGAUGCUCAAGCGCGUCAAUGACGACGCGGAGGACCUGACCGCGUCCGACCUGGCCACCGUCCUCUUCGAGACGGCCACCCUGCGCUCGGGCUACCAGCUGGCCGACACGAAGGCGUACGGCGACAGGAUAGAACGCAUGCUGAGGCUCAGCAUGAACAUACCGCUGGAGGAGCAGGUGGAAGAGGAUCCCGAGGAAGAACCCGAAGAGGCGGCUGACGCGGAGGAAGCCGACGAUACGGAAGAAGACGACGAUACCGAGGAGGCUGGCGACGACGACGAGGACGAGGCCGGCCGGGCAGGAAUGAGUAUCGAAAUCCCCGCGGGCCUGACGGAGCUGUUGCAGCGCUUUACCGUGGAAGUGCUGCGGAACCAGCCGGGGGACCUGCUCGAUUUCGCCCUGCAGUACUUCAGCCGCCUCCACGAGCGUCGCGACGGCCGCCGGGAUCGGGAUGAGGACGAGGACGACGGGGAGCAGCCGCCGCCGCCGCCGUCGCACGGACAACCGAGAGGCGGCGGGGGCGGCACCGGCACCGGCACCGGAAAGGCGGUCAAUUUCCUCGACGAGGCCGUGCACAUCGACUCCGAGAACGGAGAAGACGACGACGACGACGACGAUGACGACGACGAAGAUUUUCAAGCGCCGAUCAUAAACAGAUUCAUCAGAAGAGCGUCAGUGUGCGCCGAAGCCUUCAAUCCGGAUGAAGAUGACGAGGAUAAAGAGCCGAGGGCACAGGUCGCCCACCCCAAAACGGACGAGCAGCGACAGCGAUUGCAGCAAGCGUGUCGGGACAUUCUCCUUUUCAAGAAUUUGGAUCCCGAAGAGAUGUCACAAGUGCUGGACGCCAUGUUUGAGAAGUUCUGCACCCAAGGGGAACGCGUCAUCGACCAGGAUGACGACGGCGACAACUUUUACGUGAUUGAGAGGGGGACCUACAACGUUUUCGUCCGGGCGGACGGUGCCGAGAAGCUGGUGGGUUGCUACGACGACCGCGGCAGCUUCGGCGAACUGGCGCUGAUGUACAACACGCCCAGGGCGGCCACCAUCGUCGCCACCUCGCCCGGAGCCCUCUGGUGCCUGGAUCGUCUGACGUUCCGGAGGAUCAUCGUGAAGAACAACGCCAAGAAGAGGAAGCUGUACGAGGCCUUCAUCGAAACGCUGCCGCUGCUCACGUCGCUGGAGCUUUCCGAGAGGAUGAAGGUGGUGGACGUCAUAUCGACGAAGACGUACCGCGACUCGCAGCAGAUUAUUGCGCAGGGGGACUUGGCGGAUUGUUUCUACAUUGUGGAGUCGGGGCAAGUUCGCAUCACCAUCAAGAGAAGCCGGACGAAAAAGGAGCCGGACGACGAGGAAGUGGAAAUCGCCAGGUGCGCCCGGGGGCAAUAUUUCGGGGAGUUGGCGCUGGUCACGAACAAGCCCAGAGCCGCGUCCGCCUACGCCGUGGGGAGCGUCAAAUGUUUGGUGAUGGACGUCAAAGCCUUCGAGCGACUUCUGGGCCCCUGCAUGGACAUCAUGAAAAGGAACAUUGCCAAUUAUGAGGAGCAGCUCCUGGCGUUGUUCGGAAGCGGCGCCGAGAUGGAGAAGCGCUGCGCCUGAGAGCCUCAGCCCGGACGGAAAACAGAAAAAAAAAACAAACAAAACCACGGAACAGCUUUUCUUACAGGACGAUCGUGACCGCACUUUGGUGUUUUGCAGAGUUGCUUGGAGAUCCUUUUUCCAUUCAGUCGCCCUUGACGUGUACAUUCGAGUACUGAAAAAACAAAAAACAAAAACGGGAUGUACCUGAUUGGCAUUUUUACAGAAUACUUCUUUUCUUUUGCAAAACGGCUUUUGAAGGCUUACCAAGGCAGCGUUGUGCCAUUUCAUAGCAAGUCCGAUUCAUCACUUAAGUUGCCCUAAUAUCGAUAGUCAUGCGCCGCCAUCUUUCAUGCAUUUGUUGUUUUUUGGUGCAAUAAAAGUAAAACUUUUUUUUUGUGGGUGUGUCAGUGAAGCUUUUUUUUUUUUUU